AUAGCGCGGAGUAUAUAAGGCUCAGCUUAGAAAACGAAGCGGUUCAGUUAGUGGUCAUACACCACGCUAAAACAUACGUGAACUCAAGAAUGAAUAUUAAGAUUGCCAUCAUUUUGGUGGCAGUGGCCACCCAGGUUAUAUGCGCGGAGGAUUCGAGGAAGGCGGAAAAGAGCUCGCAGAAUGUCGAAGCGGCGGCAACGGAAAAGAAAACGGAAAAACGUGGUCUACAGCAUAGUUUUGGUGACAUAGGUGGUGGCGGCGGCGGUUACGAUUUACACGGUGGCGGCGGCGGCGGCGGCGGUUACGAUUUACACGGUGGCGGCGGCGGCGGCGGCGGCGGUGGUGGUGGCGGUGGCUUUAGUUACGAUCAUGAGCAUGUGAAGACGGUGACGGUUGUAAAGAAAGUGCCGGUACCGUACGAAGUAACGAAGCACGUACCCUAUCUGGUGGAGAAGCACGUACCGUACGAGGUGAAGGUCGGCGUGCCGCAGCCCUACACCGUCGAGAAGCAUGUGCCCUAUCCCGUGAAGGUGUUCGUCAAAGUGCCGGUCCACGUGCCGCAGCCGUACACCGUCGAGAAGAAGGUGCCGUACGAAGUGAAGGUGCCGGUGGAUAAGCCUUACGAGGUCAAGGUAUACGUGCCGCAGCCCUACACCGUGGAGAAGCACAUACCGGUGCCGGUGAAGGUGCCGGUGCCGCAGCCCUACACCGUCGAAAAGCACGUGCCCUUCCCGGUGAAGGUGAAGGUGCCGGUGCCGCAGCCGUACCCGGUGGAGAAGCCGGUGCCCUACGAGGUGAAGGUGCCGGUGGACAAGCCGUACCCGGUCCACGUGCCGAAACCGUAUCCGGUCACCGUGGAGAAACCGUACCCGGUGCCGGUCGAGAAGCCGAUACCGUACGAGGUGAAGGUGCCAGUUGACAAGCCGUACCCGGUGCCGGUGGAGAAACCAUACGCGGUGCCGAUCAAGGUGCCGGUGCCGCAACCGUACCACGUUCACAAACCGGUGCCGGUGACGGUGGAGAAACCAUACGCGGUGCCGAUCAAGGUGCCGGUUGACAAGCCGUACAUCGUCGAGAAGGAGGUCCCGGUCCCGGUCGAGAAGGAAGUGCCGGUGCCGGUUAAGGUUCCGGUGCACAUACCCAUUCACAUACCGAAGCAUCACGACGGUGGCGAUUACGGCGGCGGUGAUCUAGGAGGUUACGGCGGCGGCGAUGGAGGCGGUUACGACUUCCACGGUGGCGGCGGCGGCGGCGGCGGUGGUGGCGGUUACGAUUUUCACGGCUGA
This is a messenger RNA of Wasmannia auropunctata (little fire ant), 1286 nucleotides long. It is a transcript of the gene Vajk4, whose product is annotated as repetitive proline-rich cell wall protein 2. NCBI's taxonomy places the organism in Eukaryota, Metazoa, Arthropoda, Insecta, Hymenoptera, Formicidae. Bases 90 to 1286 code for a protein of 398 amino acids. The transcript has 2 exons. The record is from RefSeq and is a predicted model, not a curated record.